This is a messenger RNA of Patella vulgata (common limpet), 4929 nucleotides long. RefSeq lists its product as uncharacterized. NCBI's taxonomy places the organism in Eukaryota, Metazoa, Mollusca, Gastropoda, Patellidae. Gene Ontology annotation, molecular function: nucleic acid binding. The record is from RefSeq and is a predicted model, not a curated record. The transcript has 2 exons. The coding region runs from base 538 to 4344 and encodes 1268 amino acids. Gene Ontology annotation, biological process: DNA integration.
UCCAAUGAUAACUUUAUUAAGCAUAAAAAAGAUAAAACUCCUUUUGUAAGCAAUUACCCUAAUAGACGUACAACAACAUUAUCAACUGAUGUCUCACAAAAAUCUGCACAUAAAACAUGCGCAUUUUGUUCACAAAAUCAUAACCUAUCAAAAUGUGGUGAAUUCGCACAGAAAGAUUUAGACACUCGUUGGAAAGUAGUAAAAGAAUCGAAAGUAUGUCACGCGUGUUUAUUGCCAGGACACCUUCGUGACAACUGUCGGGUUAAUAUUCAUUGUCCCUGCUCGAAUGAAAGAAAACACCAUCCAUUAUUACACAAUCCUAGGGACAAGCGUGAAGAUUAUAAAAACAAUAAACCGCCCGACGAUAAAAACACUGACGAAACCGACGUCAAAACAACUUCAGUAUGCCAUGCUACAACAGUUGAAAAUCUAACUCUGACAGUCCUAUUACAUGUUGUUGCUGUUCGAGUAUUUGGACCAGAGGGAAAAUCUCUGACGACGUAUGGCCUAAUUGACAAUGCUUCUAGGGCAACUAUUAUGGAUUGUGAGAUUUCUAAACCUCUCGGAAUUCGAGGUCGAAAAAGUUCGGUCAAUGUGAGCACAAUUACCCAAAGUAAUUCCGAGCAAUUUGAAAUUGCGAAUUUUGGAAUCCGAUCUGCGUCUGAUGAUGGCGCUGUGUUUGAAGUAAAAGAGGGACUUAUUACUGAUAAAUUUAAUAUCAACGAGAAAGUGUUACCACACAACAUUGACUUGAGUCUACAUCCACAUUUAAAAGAUCUUGCUCUUCCGGACGUUGAUGUCAAGAAGGUGACUAUUUUGAUAGGUAAAGACAUGCCCGAGCUUCAUGAUAUUUUAGAAGUUCGAAGAUCUGAUAAACCCGGAAGUAAACUACAAGGACUUCGUGGACCUUUAGGAUGGGUCAUAACUGGAACUGUAGAAGGAGUUCGAAUUUCGAAAUCGGUUACCUGUAAUUUUACGCAUGUUGAUAAAGACUUGCACAAAUUGGUUGAAAAUUUCUGGAAAUUAGAUGACUUUGGUUCGAAAAGAUUGAAUAUUCCAGAACGGUUUGAAACUGAAUCGAUUGAAGAUAAGCGUGCUAGUAUGAUUUUAGAUAAGACUACCCGGUUAAUUAAUGGACACUAUGAAAGCGGUCUGUUAUGGAAAAACGAUAACGUGACUCUACCAAAUAACCGACACCAAGCCGAGGAUCGGCUGAGAAGUUUAAAACGUAGGUUCGAAAAGGAUGACGAUUUUGGUAAGGUUUACACAAAAACAAUGACGGAUUACAUCCAAAAGGGAUAUGCUAGAAAGCUGUCUGCCGAGGAGGUGAAACGGACAAGCCCGAGAACGUUUUAUUUGCCACAUUUUGGAAUAAAGAAUGAGAAUAAACCCGGUAAAGUUAGAAUUGUAUUUGAUGCCGCAGCGGAAUACGAUGGUACAUCGUUGAAUAAACAAUUAUUGACUGGACCGGAUAGAACAAAUAACUUAGUUGGAGUACUCUUGCGAUUCCGCCAAGAUAAAGUAGCUCUUGCCGCCGAUGUUGAAAGUAUGUUUCACCAGGUGCGUGUUAGAAAGGAAGAUCAGGAUUCGCUAAGAUUUCUGUGGUGGACACAUGGAUUUGAUAAACCUUUAGAUGAAUACGUCAUGACUGUUCAUAUUUUCGGAGCCGCUGACUCGCCCUGCUCAGCCAAUUCUGCUUUAUUGAGAACCGCGAAAGACAAUGAGCUUGAAUUUGACACCGAAGCGGUGAAAACUAUAGAAAAUAACUUUUAUGUUGACGAUCUUCUGAAAUCGUUUUCCACUCCAGAAGCGGCUAUUGAUAUUGGACAUCAGGUUGUUGACAUAUGUAAAAAUGGCGGUUUCAAAUUGACAAAAUUUCUAAGUAACGACAGAAACGUCUUAGGAACUUUUCCUAGUGAACUAAGAGCAGAUCCUACCCUUGAUUUAGAUUUUGAACAGUUGCCAAAUUCCCGAGCACUCGGGCUUCAGUGGUCUGUUGAAUUGGACACGUUGGGAUUCAAAGUCAUGAAUUUAGACAAACCAAACACAAUGAGAGGAGUGUUAUCGACAAUUUGUUCCGUGUUUGACCCUCUCAAUAUUGCUGCCCCUGUAAUGAUUCCUGCUAAACAGAUCAUGCAAGAACUCUGGCGUAAGAAGUGGUCGUGGGAUCAAAAGAUAGAAGGAGAAUUGCUUUCGAAAUGGUUGAAGUGGAAAGAUAACCUCCAACGCUUGGGGAACGUUAAAGUUCAAAGAAGCUAUUUCCUUAAAGACAGACAUGAACAGGGUACAGUUGUUGAACUGCAUCAUUUCUGUGAUGCCUCGGAAAUUUCCUUAGGUUGUGUGUCCUUUAUGAGAAUCGUGUACCCCAAUGGUGAAAUUGAAUGUUCCUUUGUGAUGGGUAAAUCUAGAAAUGCACCAAUCAAAUCAAUCAGUAUUCCUAGACUAGAAUUGCAGGGUGCUGUACUGGCCGCUAGAAUCCAUAACAGUUUAAUCCGUGAAAUAGAAAUUGAUAUCGACAGAACCUAUUUCUGGACUGAUUCGAUGAUAACGCUUAACUAUAUUAACAACGAAACUCGUCGUUUCCAGACCUUUGUUGGAAAUAGAAUAACCGAAAUCCGCGAAUUAACAGAACCAGACCAAUGGCAUCACUGCCCUGGGAAGUUGAACCCCGCUGAUGACGUAAGCAGAGGACUUAAUUUUGAGCAAUUCAACUCCAACAGUCGUUGGAUUAGAGGACCUCAAUUUCUUUGGAAACCAAAAGAUCAGUGGCCAGAUUUGAAGAUUGACACUGUUCCGAUUGAAAUGUUAGAAGUUAAGAAGGAGAUCCACGUGUUUUCUUCUGAACCAGAAUCGCAUCUUUCUCAAUUAAUAAAUAGACAUUCUAACUGGAAUCCGUGUGUUAGAAAUGUAGCUUGGAUCGUAAAAUUUAUUGACUGGUUGAAAACCCAUCCAGCUAACAGAUCGAAAAUCGAAAAACGAAUUACAACGGAAGAUUAUGAAUCCGCUACCAAGUGUAUCAUCCGAGAAGUUCAAAUUCGAAAUUUUCCAAAUGAAUUGACAAGUUUGAAAUCAAAUCAAUGUGUGAGCAACUCGAGUAACAUUGUGAGGCUAAAACCGUUAUUAAGUGAUGGCAUCAUACGUGUAAGUGGUAGACUGACAAAGGCUCCUAUAUCAUAUGAUGCGAAACAUCCCAUGAUACUUCCGCGAAAACAUCAUGUAACGAAUAUGAUAAUCCGACAUUUCCAUAGAGCAAAUGGACACUGUGGACACGAACAAGUUCUUUCGUUAAUUCGAGAAAGGUUUUGGAUUUUGAAAUCAAGAAUUGCUAUUCGUGAAGUGAUACAGACCUGCAUAUUGUGUAGGAAACGUAAUGCCGUUCCUUUGGUACAAGAAAUGGCGAAUCUUCCAAGUUAUAGACUAACACCGUUUGAAAACCCCUUUACUUAUACUGGGUUAGAUUAUUUCGGUCCUAUGUAUGUGAAGCGUAGUAGAAAAGUUGUUGAAAAACGUUGGGGUGCGUUAUUUGUGUGCAUGAACUAUCGUGCCAUUCAUUUGGAACUUGUGAAAUCUCUAGAAACUGACGAUUUCUUAUUAGCGUUGAUGAGAUUUAUGAAUCGUCGUGGACGUGUUAAACAGAUUUCCUCGGACAAUGGAAGUAACUUUGUCGGAGCUGAGAAAGAAAUCCGCGGGUGCAUCCAGAAACUGAACUCCGGAAAGGUAGAAAAAUAUCUUGUUGAGCGCAAUUGUAAAUGGAUUUUCCACACGCCCACUGCAGCUCAUAUGUCCGGAGUGUGGGAACGAAUUGUAAAGAGUGUAAAACGUAGUUUAAAAGCGAUUAUCGGAAAUGAUACUAUCAAUGAGGAGGUAUUAACAACUGUUUUGACAGAAGCUGAAAGGAUCGCAAACAGCAGACCUUUAACGCGAAACCCACUGAGCCAAAAUGACGACGACCCUUUAACUCCGAACCAUUUUUUGAAUGUGAAACCCAGUGAUUAUAUUCCUCAUGAAAUUAUUUGUGAAACUGAUAAAUUUAGCAAGAAAAGAUGGCGCCAGUGCCAAUUGUUAUCCAAUCACUAUUGGAAUAGGUGGUUAAAAGAGUAUAUCCCCACUCUCCAAAGUCGUAGCAAAUGGUUAAAACCUAAGCGUAAUUUGCGUAUAGGCGAUUUAGUAUUAGUGUGUGAAGACAAUGUUCCCAAGAAUCAAUGGCUUCUUGGCCGCGUUACUGAUGUAUUUCCCGGUAAUGACAAUUUAGUUCGAAAUGUUGAAGUUAAAACUAAGAAUUCGGUUCUAAAAAGACCCAUUCUCAAACUGUGCUUAUUAGAAGCACAUGACUGUGAAAUUUAGACAUUCGUUUGAAUUAUUGAAGGGUUUGAAAUGUUUGAAAUAUCCGAAUUAAAUUGUAUACUGUUUGAAUAGGCUACUUGUAACUAUGCAAUAUUGUAUAUUUGCUAGGAUGGUAUUUGUAAAUCUGAUAGAAUUGAUUGAAGGUUUGAAAGUGAGGUAGUGUUGGAAAGUGUUAUGAACUAUUUCCUUCUUGUCCCAAUAGUUCAUGGCGGGCGGUAUGUUGUGACAAUAGAGUUGAAUUACCAUUUUAUUAUGAUUGAAGUAUUUUCUGUUCAAAAAGUUGACAUAGAAAAUCGAGUCUACAUGAUUUGUAGGGCCUUUUGGGUUUUUCUUAAAUUGAAGAGUUUGAAAGUUGAAAAACCCACACAAUGUGCUGUUAGAAAUUGUUUAUUUGCUUGAAUCGUGUUUUAUGUGAUUGAAAUGUUAGAAAAAGCACCAUAAGUUUCGAAUUAUUUGCUGUUCAUUCGCUGUUUUUCAUUGGCUGUGUUGAAAAUAUGAUUGAAUAUUCAUGUUUGAAGAACUUUCGUACUGCGAACUGUAUUGUUUGAAAUAAAGAAUUAAACAGUAAUUAAUAUGGAAAUUUGG